This is a messenger RNA of Manis javanica (Malayan pangolin), 3777 nucleotides long. RefSeq names its product malic enzyme 1 (gene ME1). Gene Ontology annotation, cellular component: mitochondrion. The record is from RefSeq and is a predicted model, not a curated record. Lineage: Eukaryota; Metazoa; Chordata; Mammalia; Pholidota; Manidae. Gene Ontology annotation, biological process: malate metabolic process; pyruvate metabolic process. Gene Ontology annotation, molecular function: NAD binding; malate dehydrogenase (decarboxylating) (NADP+) activity.
AGCUUCGAAGGGCCCCACAGGCAGGGGGCGGAGCUCUGGUCUGGCGCAGACACCCCCGGGGCCGCCUCGGAGACCCCGACUCCUUUCCUGCCCCCACCCUCACUCUGGGCCCCACCCUCUCCGUUUGGCACCCUCGCCCCGCCCCGCGGCCCCUCGGGCGGGCGUGAGGCGCUGGCAAGGCCGCCGAGGAGCCGGGGGACCCGGGCUGGCUCCCCGCGUGAGUGCCUGGGGCGUUCCGGGAACCAGGCCGGGACGCGCACCACACAGAGACGGGCGCGGGCGGCCGGGCCCCGACGCCCGGAGGAGAGCGGAGCCCAGCGCACGGGAGGGGCGGCCCCCGGCACCUCCCCUCAGGCCCUCGCUCGGCCCCCUGUUCCCCGCGCGCCGGCUUGGCGGCUCUGCGGCCGUGACUCAGCGCUUCCCGCGGGCCACCCGGCACGGGCCUGCCCCCGCCGCGCCCGCCCCCGGUCCCGGGCCCUUUCCCAGCUCGGCCGCGGCAGGCAGCGCCGGCGCCUCCGCAGCGCCCGCCAGCUCCGGCUCGGCCCCGCCGCCCGCCAUGGAGCCCGCCACGGAGCCCAGGGCCCCCCGCCGCCGCCACAUUCCCCGGCGCGGCUACGGCCUGACGCGGAGCCCGCAUCUCAACAAGGACUUGGCUUUUUCCCUGGAAGAGAGACAACAACUGAACAUUCACGGACUGUUGCCGCCUUGCUUCAUCGGUCAGGAUAUCCAGGUCCUUAGAGUGAUUAAAAAUUUUGAGCGUCUGAGUUCUGACUUUGACAGGUAUCUUCUCUUAAUGGAUCUUCAAGACAGAAAUGAAAAACUCUUUUAUAGAGUUCUAAUGUCUGACAUUGAGAAAUUCAUGCCUAUUGUUUACACCCCCACUGUGGGUCUGGCUUGCCAGCAAUAUAGCUUAGUAUUUCGGAAGCCAAGAGGUCUCUUUAUUAGUAUCCAUGAUCGAGGGCAUAUUGCUUCAAUUCUUAAUGCAUGGCCAGAAGAUGUUGUCAAGGCUAUUGUGGUGACUGAUGGAGAGCGUAUUCUUGGCUUGGGAGAUCUUGGCUGUAAUGGAAUGGGUAUCCCUGUGGGUAAAUUGGCUCUGUAUACAGCUUGUGGAGGAAUGAAUCCUCAGGAAUGUCUGCCUGUCCUUCUGGACGUGGGAACGGAAAAUGAGGAGUUACUUAAAGAUCCGCUGUACAUUGGACUGCGCCAGAGAAGAGUGAGAGGGCCUGAGUACGAUAGUUUCUUGGAUGAAUUCAUGGAGGCAGUUUCUUCCAAGUAUGGCAUGAAUUGUCUUAUUCAGUUUGAAGAUUUUGCUAAUAUAAAUGCAUUUCGUCUCUUGAGCAAGUAUCAAAACCAGUAUUGCACAUUCAAUGAUGAUAUUCAAGGAACAGCAUCUGUUGCCGUCGCAGGCAUCCUUGCAGCUCUGCGAAUAACCAAAAAGAAACUGUCUGAUCAAACCAUACUAUUCCAAGGAGCUGGAGAGGCUGCCUUAGGGAUUGCACACCUGAUUGUAAUGGCCAUGGAAAAAGAAGGCUUACCAAAAGAGAAAGCGAUAAAGAAAAUAUGGCUGGUUGACUCAAAAGGAUUAAUAGUUAAGGGACGUGCUGCCUUAACACCAGAGAAAGAGGAAUUUGCCCAUGAGCAUGAGGAAAUGAAGAACCUAGAAGCCAUUGUUCAAGAAAUAAAGCCGACUGCCCUCAUAGGAGUUGCUGCAAUCAGUGGUGCAUUCUCAGAACAAAUUCUCAGAGAUAUGGCUGCCUUCAAUGAACGGCCUAUUAUUUUUGCUUUGAGUAAUCCAACUAGCAAAGCAGAAUGUACUGCAGAACAGUGUUAUAAACUAACCAAGGGGCGUGCAAUUUUCGCCAGUGGCAGUCCUUUCGAUCCAGUUUCUCUUCCAAAUGGACAGACCCUCUUUCCUGGCCAAGGAAACAAUUCCUACGUGUUUCCUGGAGUUGCUCUUGGUGUUGUGGCAUGUGGAUUGAGAUGUAUCACAGAUAAGAUUUUUCUCACAACGGCUGAGGUUAUAGCUCAGCAAGUGUCAGAUAAGCACUUGGAAGAGGGCCGGCUCUACCCACCUUUGAACACCAUUAGAGAUGUUUCUCUGAAAAUCGCAGAAAAGAUUGUGAAAGAUGCUUACCAAGAAAUGACAGCCACAGUUUAUCCUGAACCCCCAGACAAGGAAGCGUUUGUCCGCUCUCAGGUGUAUAGCACUGAUUAUGACCAGAUUCUACCUGAUUGUUACUCUUGGCCUGAGGAGGCGCAGAAAAUACAGACCAAGCUUGACCAAUAGCAUAAUAGCUGACAUUUCUAACUCCAUUAACAAGAUCUUGAAGUCUUUCAUAAUUUUUAAAGAUUGGAAUCUUUUAUAAUGAUUCAUAGUAGGCUGGAUUAAGAUGAUUUUACUUUAAGAAUCUAAAAAGUGAUGGAAGAAUAUUAAUAUACUUUAGGGUAAAUACCAUACUAAACAAUUUUGCUUCAUUUAUUUUCUGGUUAUUUACGGUUUCUAUCUUAAUUACUUUGCCCAAGUUCUCUUUAAAAAUUAUUGCGUCUAUUACUGAGAAACUAAUCUUUUUUUAUAGGGAACUAAUGGGAAGACCAAAAUUAGUAAUAAAUUGAUAUGAUCAGUAAAAACCCUUAAUUCUUUUGUUGGCCAUUUUAUUAAAAAUCUUUUUUUUAAGUAAAGGUAGAAAUGAAUGUAGGCAUAAAUGAACAUUUAGUAAAAACAGACACAACAUUUUGUUGCCUAGAGAAAAACUUCUCAGGUAUUUUUAUUCCAAUCCUAAAUUAUAUUUGUUCUUUUUGUGCAACUGAAUUCUAACAUUUCUAAGAAAGUUAAUUGCUGCUUAUAAUGCCUUGUGUAGCCUUAGAUUUUAAUAUUCUUUCACCAUUGUUAUGUUUUCUUAUCACCAUGAUCCUCGGUCAGAAAUCCCUUCCUUCUGAAAGCUCCUUUCUUUCCCCUGACUGAACACCCAGUCCCUCAGCUCCGCGCCAGUGCUCCCAGGCCAGUGUGGGCUGCGGUCCCCUUGCUGAGGUCGGUCCUUUCCGCUCAGCAAAGCCUGAGCAGUGGGCAGAGCUGGGGCAAAGUAGGGAAGCUCCUCGAGAGAGGGCUGCCUGUGGAGCAGACUCCUUAAGACAAAGAUCUCCAGAAUCUGGAGCAAGAGCGUGGUUUCCAGACAAGCUGGGUUCCCACUUGAGUGAUCUGCCCGAAUGUCCCCUUGAUUAGCUUAGAGAAUCAUGAGCUCACCGUGUUACAAUAAACUCACUUUCCUCAGAGUUUGGAGAAAGUUUUGUAACUACUUCUCCAAUAUUAGAAAUUACCCUUAUGUCUGAUACUAAAAAAUUCUAAUUACCUUCAGUAGUUACGGCCCACAAAUUAAUAUUAAUUUCAAGUUUUACUUUAAGAAACUAAUAAUUGAACCAGUGGAAACAAUUUGAAAUGCUUAAGUUCAGGUGCAAUAACAUUUGCUAUUUAUUGUAGAAUUAUUUGGAGAAUUUUCUGUUUAUGAAGUAAUGCUUUUAAAGAAUAUAAGAAGAUGUUCAAGAUAACUAUGAUUUUGUUGAAAGUUGAAGGUUACACAAAUUGUCAUAAAUGUGAAUAGAAGGGGUGGUAUUUGAAGGUAACAUUUAGUGAAGUGUUUCCUCAAUAUAGUUUUCCUGAAAAGAUCCAGAAUGCCUGUUUCUGGUCUCUUUCCAUGUUGUCUGUGCUCUAACUAAAUGUAUUCACCUAUGCAAAAUUAAAGCAUACAAAAAGUUAAAAUAAAAGCAUAAAAUUAUAAACUA